Messenger RNA from Suillus discolor, 795 nucleotides. RefSeq lists its product as uncharacterized. Gene Ontology annotation, molecular function: GTP binding. The record is from RefSeq and is a predicted model, not a curated record. NCBI's taxonomy places the organism in Eukaryota, Fungi, Basidiomycota, Agaricomycetes, Boletales, Suillaceae. The transcript is spliced from 2 exons. The coding region runs from base 1 to 795 and encodes 264 amino acids.
AUGGCGUGCGCACCCAAUACAGCUCCGCUAAACUUCAUCGUCUUCGGUGAAAUGGGCGUAGGAAAGAGCUCGUUGGUCAAUCUUCUUGCUGGGAAGACAGUUGCCAAAUCCUCUUCCGGUUUAAAGUCCUGCACUCUCGAAUCAACCGAGUACACGAUCACAUCACCUGAACACCAGCUUAAUAUCAGAUUAUUUGAUACGGUGGGGUUGAAUAACGUCACAAUGACCGACAAGAGUUAUCUAGAUGCGCUAGUGAAAGCGCAUAAACUCAUUGCCUCCCUCCAAAACCAAGGAGGUGUACACGGGCUGCUGUUCUGCAUCAAGGGCGGUAACAGAAUAUUAGAAUCUACGCAGCAGAACUACAGGCUGUUCCAUGAAUUCCUGUGCCAGGAGAAGGUGCCUCUUGCACUGGUCAUUACCAACCUUGAGAACGAGGAGAACAUGGAUGACUGGUGGACGACCAACCAGGGUGAUAUCAAACAGCAUGGCAUAGUCCCCGUUACGCAGGUCUGCAUCACCACCAUCAAGGGCCUCAGAAACGUAUACGAAGAUAAAUACUGGGAAUCUAGGAAAAAAGUAUGGGAUGUGCUGGCUACGCUUGCAAGAGGGGAUGCGUGCUCGGUCGAUAUUAACUGGUUUGCACGCAUGUGCAAGAAGUUGCACCAGUUUUUCAUCCCAGGCAAGGCGUUAGGGAAGAGUCGUGAAAAGAUGAUGAAGACACUCACGACGCGUUGCAAACUGCCUAAGCAAGAUGCACUGCAGCUUCUUCGAAGAAUCGAAUCAGACGAGAACUAG